AAGAUCGGAAAUAAAGGUGUUUGCUGUUUUGUGCUGCAAAUCUUGAAUCCGGAUCGGAUCGGCUUUCAGCAGACGGCAUUUGACGAACGUUGUAGGAGCGUUGUAAACAAACACUUUUGCCAUUGGAGAGAAAUGGUUCUCAGCAGGAGUCGCAGUCGGUCUGCUUCCUCCAGUGGGUCGGAGAAGGCAGCCAGGAAGUCCCGUGACAAGGAUAAGAAGACCCGUAAGAAGUCCUCCAGCAGUGACAGUAGUUCCAGUCGCAGUUCAUCCAGAAGUUCCACAGGAUCCUCUGGCAGCUCUGAUAGUUCAUCCAGCAGUAGCUCAUCUUCACGCUCCUCAUCUUCCUCUUCAUCCUCCUCCUCUUCCCGUUCGAGGUCUAGAGACAAGGAGAACAAACAGAAGGAGAAAGAGAAAGAGAAAGACAAAAAAGAUGAUUCCCGCAGGUCAGCCUUCAAAACAGGAGUUGAGAAGAGUCGCAGUCAGAGUCGGGAGAAGAAGCCCAAGCUGAAGAAACCCUCAAAAUCACGAUCAAGGUCAGGAUCCCCACGACCACGCAGGAAGCCCCGCUCCCCGACACCUCGACCAACUAGGAUCCACAUUGGUCGUCUCACUAGAAAUGUGAACCGUGAUCACCUCAUGGAAAUAUUCUCGGUCUAUGGUGCAGUGAAGAGUGUUGAUCUCCCCAUGUACGAUAUCCGAGUCAAUGCCUCACUUAACCGUGGUUAUGGCUACAUUGACUUUGAGAAGCCAGAGGAUGCAGAGAAUGCAAUGAAGCACAUGGAUGGAGGACAGAUAGAUGGGCAGGAGAUUACUGCUGCUCCAGUAUUAAUACCCCGCCAAGUGCCCCCACGCCGCCGCUCUCCCUUGCCCCCCAUGCCCAUCAGACGUGGUCCUCCACCUCGAUGGCGUUCACCUCCAAGAUACAACAUGAUGCGCCGCAGGUCCCCACCCAUGAUGAGGCGGCGGUCACCCCCUCCGAGGCGCAGAUCCCCACGUUCACGUUCACGCACACCACCACGCCGCAGGAGGUAUUCACGCUCCUCCUCCUCAUCUUCACGUUGAGCCAGACCACAUCUACUCCCCUGCUUCCUCUUCCUCCAUGUGAGCAGGCACUUGAACAUUACUUGUCAGUGUAGUAAGGCCUUGCAUAGUGGAUAUCAGUUUAUUAAUUUAUAUUUGAUUAUUAUCUUUUUUAUUUUAUUUUUUUUUUCUCAAAAUUUCUCAUUAAAGAUGCAUUUUUUGCUCUCAUUUUUCUUUUUUUUUUACUUUUUUUUUCUUCAGAUAAACUUAAGUAGUCUAGGUUUAGGAAGAAAUAAGGAGAGAAAACUGACAUUAUUUCUCUCUGAUGACUGUAACACAAGUACAACCAGAGCAACAAUUGUGGGAUGUCCAGUUGGUCUUAAAUAUUCUGCAUUAGGUAGACAUCAACAUUUGCUUAGAUACUAUUGAUUUAGAUGAUUUUUACCAUUAAGCAGCAAAUAUGUAGAUAUUAAAAAAGUUUAUUAAUGUUUGCUCUAAUUAAUUCUUCAUUUUGGAUAUCUGAUGGAAACUUGGUUGUAUUAUCAAUGUACACAUUCUUCUGUUAGAAACUUGUAAGGAUGUAUUUUAUUGUACUUCACUUCCAGUAAAUUGUCAAAUUGUGCUGUACUUUCAGGAACAGCAACUGUUUUAUAAUAUUACAUGCUCUGAAAUUUU
Molecule: messenger RNA, 1695 nt
Organism: Scylla paramamosain (green mud crab)
Lineage: Eukaryota; Metazoa; Arthropoda; Malacostraca; Decapoda; Portunidae
Gene: RnpS1
Product: RNA-binding protein with serine-rich domain 1-A-like
Exons: 8
Coding region: 133-1062 (309 amino acids)
Biological process (GO): mRNA splicing, via spliceosome
Cellular component (GO): ASAP complex; nucleoplasm; cytoplasm
Molecular function (GO): RNA binding
Source: RefSeq, a predicted model, not a curated record